UUAUACAUUUCCAAUUUUCUAAUUUGCAACGCAAAAGAAGCACUGUAGAAAAUGAAGUCGCCCAAGAAGAUGCACAAGAGUGUGGGGGCUGAGUUUUCGCUAAGGUUGCGGGAGACGCAAAAGGAAGAACCCAUACCGGAGCUGAGCGACCAACAGACCGACGACGACACAGAAUCCGAAUUGCCCAUACGCGGCCGCCCGUCGAAGAAGUUGCUGAUCCAGCAGCAACAGCAGCGCCAAAUACCAGUAAGCCAAUACCAGGUGAAGCUGCAGCCGGAGCUGAACGCCGUAACAGCGGGCGCCACAGCCUUGCCGAACCGCUCAAAGGUGAAGCGGGCGCUCUACAAGAAGAGUGGCUCGGGACACCACAAAACGCCCGGCGAAUCGUAUGUGAUGCGCCUGUUCGAGCGCAGCCUGGACCUUUCGAAGUACAAUGAGAAGACUCCUCUGUAUCCGAUCUGCCGCGCCUGGAUGGCCAACCAGCCGCGCAACCCCGCCGUGUCCACUUACAACACGGAGGGCUCCACUUCCACAGUGAAGCGCGAGAGCGACGCAGAGGAAGUUUUGGCGAAGCUAAAGAGCGGCGAGAUUAAAAUUCUGACCCACAUGCCGAAGCCUCGCUCCACAGACCUGCCAGUGGUCCCACCCCGCCUGGAGUACACCAAGGAGGAGAAGCUGCAGCACAAGAAGCUGGAGGGGGCCGCCAAGGACGAUCUACUCUCCGCCAAUAUGGCUCGCUGGAAGCGCGUACGCGAUCACUGGGAAGAGCAUACUCAAAAGUACAACCACGAGCGCUACGAGGUCAUCGACCAGAUCAUGCAUCAGGUGUCGAAAAUCAUAAAAUAGUCGAAAUGAUAAAUAUUGAUAUUGAAUAAAUGUUUAGUUUAUUUAGUAUGCGUA
Drosophila persimilis is the source of this 900-nucleotide messenger RNA. RefSeq names its product protein lin-37 homolog (gene mip40). The transcript has a single exon. The coding region runs from base 52 to 846 and encodes 264 amino acids. Gene Ontology annotation, cellular component: transcription repressor complex; Myb complex. Gene Ontology annotation, biological process: negative regulation of transcription by RNA polymerase II. The record is from RefSeq and is a predicted model, not a curated record. Lineage: Eukaryota; Metazoa; Arthropoda; Insecta; Diptera; Drosophilidae.